GCUCACAGUAAUGUAAUCCCGUUCGCAGAACUGCGGUCUCGUGAUCUCUCGCGAUGGUUCACACACACGCUAUUGCUGAGCUAGUGUUCAGGUGGAGCAGCUGUCGAGUUCGACUGGAGGUGGACGUGGAGCUCAGUAAGCAGAAACAAGGUUGCUGUUGACUGUGAACACCAAUCAUGUCAGAGCUGAGUGGGAAGGUCCAGACAGUCCUGGGUCUGGUGGAUCCGGACCAGCUGGGCCGCACCAUGACCCACGAGCAUCUGACCAUGAGCUUUGAGUGCUGCUACUUCCCUCCUCCUUCAGGCGACGAGGUGGUGGCGGAGAACCCGUUCCACAUGCAGCACAUGCACUGGCUGAGACAGAACCCCUACAGCUCCCGCGAGAACCUGCUGCUGCAGCAAGAGACCGUGGCUGUACGGGACGAGCUGUUGGCCUACAAGAAGGCCGGCGGGGGCACCAUAGUGGAGAACACCACCACGGGCAUUGACCGAGACCUUCCCACCCUCAGGCAGAUGGCCAGGGACACCGGGGUCCACAUCGUCGCAGGAGCAGGGUACUAUGUGGACUGCACCCACACGGAGGCCACCAAGAGAAUGAGUGUGGAGAAGCUCACAGACAUCAUUGUCAGCGAGGUGCUUCACGGUGCCGACGGCACAGACAUCCGCUGUGGCGUCAUUGGAGAGAUCGGCACCGGCUGGCCCAUCACAGACAGUGAGAAGAAGGUACUGAGGGCCACAGCUCACGCUCAGGCCCAGCUCGGCUGCCCCGUCAUCAUCCAUCCCGGGAGGAACCCUGCAGCUCCGGCUGAAGUCGUGCGGAUCCUUCAGGAAGCCGGAGGUGACAUCAGCAAAACUGUCAUGUCACACCUGGACAGGACCAUAUUUGAUGAAGGUGAACUGCUUGAGUUUGCAAAGCUGGGGAGCUACCUGGAAUAUGAUCUGUUUGGCACAGAGAUGCUGAACUACCCGUAUAACCUGGAGGUGGACAUGCCCAGUGACAGCCAGAGAGUGAAGACCUUGGCGUUCCUCGUAAAGGAGGGCUACGAGGACAGGAUAGUGGUCGCACACGACAUCCACACCAAGAACCGUCUCACUAAGUACGGCGGCCACGGCUACUCUCACAUCCUGAGGAACAUUGUGCCGAAGAUGCUGAUGAGGGGCAUCUCGCAACACCAGGUGGAUAAGAUCCUCAUCGACAACCCAAAACGCUGGCUGACCUUCAAAUAAAGCAAAAAAGAAAUGAAGAAGAAAAGAAUAGAAAGAUAGACCCAAAGAUGGCGAUUUGAUGUUGAGAUUAUUUUAUCUCCAGAUUUGCACCAGACAAGGUAGAAUUUGAGAUAUUUGCAAUAAUCCCAGUCCAAACUCAUUUCUAAAUUUGCUUUUGGACCCUCAAACCAAUGAAGACAUUUUUCAGAGUGACAUAAUGUUUAAUAACUUUGUCUUUCCAAAGUUGCAAAUUAAUUACAGGCUAUUGUUUCAAACGACUCGAGAGUUUUUUUCUUUUCUUUUUUUUUUAAGAGGCCCUUGUUAAUUAAAACUUGAUUUGUGAUUGUACUUUAUUCACUUUGUAAGCAAAUUAUAUAAAGGAAAAAUGCAUGAUUGCAGUGCCUCAUAA
Scatophagus argus is the source of this 1614-nucleotide messenger RNA. It is a transcript of the gene pter, whose product is annotated as phosphotriesterase related. NCBI's taxonomy places the organism in Eukaryota, Metazoa, Chordata, Actinopteri, Scatophagidae. The record is from RefSeq and is a predicted model, not a curated record. The transcript has 5 exons. Bases 177 to 1226 code for a protein of 349 amino acids. Gene Ontology annotation, molecular function: zinc ion binding. Gene Ontology annotation, biological process: catabolic process.